Messenger RNA from Scophthalmus maximus (turbot), 3246 nucleotides. RefSeq names its product leucine rich repeat containing 32 (gene lrrc32). Gene Ontology annotation, molecular function: protein binding. Gene Ontology annotation, cellular component: plasma membrane. The record is from RefSeq and is a predicted model, not a curated record. Lineage: Eukaryota; Metazoa; Chordata; Actinopteri; Pleuronectiformes; Scophthalmidae. The transcript is spliced from 3 exons. The coding region runs from base 249 to 2210 and encodes 653 amino acids.
AAGAGGAUAUUCUCACAGGAUGUGAUGGCUGCACGGCAGCCGGAGCCGGAGAGCGAUGUGGAGGGACGAGUCGGCCGAGGGUUGAGCUGAGCUGCUGCUGGUCUGCUGCUGGUCUGCGCUGCUCGUUAUCGAUCUGUAGGUGGGUGUGUGUGUGUGUGUGUGUGUGUGUGUGUGUGAAACUCUGAGGAUGUGAAAUCGAGAGGGUCAGGAGGUUCUGCAGAGUUUGUCAUCAGCUGUAAGUCAGAGCCAUGGCCACGUUCCAGCUGCUCUUCCCGCUGCUGCUGGUCAGCUGCGGGGCAUCCGCCAGUCCUGCCCGGCAACUCCCUCCAUGCCAAGUCGUCCAGAUGGAUGUGCUCUGCAGCGAUCUGAGCCUCAGGAGCGCACCGGUCAACCUUCCCCGCGGCGUCCAAAUGCUGGACCUCUCUCGUAACCAGGUGCAAAACCUCACCCGGGAAACUCUGGCGUUCCACACCGACUUCCGCCACCUCAAUCUUCGCUCGAACAAGAUCCACGCCAUCCAGCCGGGCCUCUUCAAAGACAUGACCGAUCUGAAAGUUCUGGAUCUGUCCAAGAAUCGCCUGAACGUUUUCGCUCUUUCCAAAGUCGGUGUCGGGCCUCUUACGACCGUGGAGUCACUCGAUCUUUCCAGCAACGGGCUCUACACGGGGAUGUCGGACUACUUCCUGGCGGAUUCUCCCUCACUGGCGAACCUUUCGCUGAACGGCAACAGCAUCACCAAAAUAGCACAAAACACCUUCAGUGGCUCUUUGUCCUUGAGAAGGAUCAGCCUCCACAACAACGUCAUCUUGGAGAUUGAAGACGGAGCUUUCGAAUGCCUGCAUCACCUGACCGAACUCGAUUUGUCCAAGAAUUCGAUCACGUGCAUCACGGACUUCAACCUAUACAAUUUAAAAGUGCUCAAUCUCAGCAAGAACAGCAUGGAGCUUUUCCAAAGUGCAUGCUCGACUCAUUUGUAUAACCUGUUACAUCUCGACCUGAGUGAAAACAAAAUUCUUUACUUUCCAUCUCUCCCCAGAGCCAACGUGCUCGAAUAUCUCGAUAUUUCACGCAACCACCUCCAGAGCGUCAACGUCUCGGGGAGUCCUGAGAAAAGGAAUAAUGUUUUUUUAAACCACCUUAAAUACCUGGACAUUAGUUACAACCAACUCCAGAGCGUCCCGGAGUCCUUCUUUUGCCUUAUGAGAUCACUCAAGGUCCUGAAUGUGAGCAAUAACUGUAUUGCCGAGUUUUCUCUCACUGUCGAAGGCCUUCUACCAACGGUGAAGAUUAUCAAUCUCAGCUACAAUUCACUGCGCAGUCUGACGUUUGGGGAAAACACUCUGCAGUCGCUGGAAAAGCUUUUCUUACAAGGAAACGACCUCACCACCCUGGACCAGCAAGUAUUUCAGAGACUUCCAAAUAUCAACUACCUGCAACUCCAGCAGAACAAUCUGGAAAUUUGUGACUCGCAGCAAAAUCAGUACGAACCGGCGCCGACGGACCAAAACCAAGAGGUUCCUCCCGGUUGUGUGUCCUUUUCUUCUGUUCGCAACUUGCACUUCCUGUACCUCUCUGAAAACGACCUGCAGCAUCUGCCUGCGAACGCAUUUGCCGACACGCCUCUGAAGUUACUGGACCUAUCGCUGAACCCGGGCUUGGACCUGGACAAGGACUCCCUCUCUGGCCUCGAGCACUCGCUGGUUCACCUCCUCCUGAGGGAAAACAACAUGUCCAGCCUCAACACAGAUCUGUCCUUGCUGUCGAGUCUCAAACACGUAGACCUGUCCACCAACCAGUUGACCUCCCUGCCCGAGUGGAACAAAGAGUCCUCCAUUGAGUCCUUAAACCUGCAGAACAACAACCUGGUCACCCUGGAGUACAGCACCAUGCUCGCUCUGGAGCACUCUCUGAAAACCCUCUACAUGGGCUCCAACCCCCUGAACUGCUGCAGCAACCUGGGCUUCCUCCACAUGGUCCAGCGCUCGGCCGUGGUCGUUCCCGACAUCGAGAUCGUGACCUGCGUUCACAAGGACUUCGCGGAGCCGGUCAACAUUGAGAAGUUGACCGCGGGAAUGUGUCACGGAUCGGGCACCUCCGCGUACGUUGUUGUCGGUGUCCUGGCGUUGUUGGUCGUGAUGGUCGCGUUGGGGCUCCUGGUGAGACGUCACCACGCAAGGAAACGAAAGCGCCACAGAAGCUUUAGCGCGUGACAUGAGUGAACGAUGCACAUGCAGGACCAUGAAGAAACUCACACUUGGAACUGAACAGAUACAAGUUGAAUGUAGUUGAGGAUGUGGUGUCACCCGAAGGACAGUUUAAAGGCCUUGACUUGACAUGGGUGUAACACUACAAUCUGAGUGAAUAAAUCCAGAUCUGGGAAACGUAGAAGAAGCUGAGUUGGGUUUUUGCAAAAAGCAACCACAACGGUUCAUCGAUGAAACACCUACAAAGUGAAAUGGACAAACGUAUUGAAACCAGAGCUUCUUAUGGAAAUUAGAUUCACUUUGUUCAGAACUGUUUUGCAUGGACUUCAACAAAGUUGAGAGGAAGUUGUUUCUGCGGAGUUCGUAGGAAUCAGUGACUUUAAGCUAAAACUGAAGGACACAACACUAUGAAACGUCAGGCAACAAAACGCUUGGAUGAUGAAGUAUGAUGAGAUGAAGAAGCACUUGCAGGCUGAGAGUCAGUCAGGAUGUUUUCUUAUUUUUAAACAGUCCAAACCGUCCUCGAACUUUUAUGUAGUUUGCACUUUAUAUUUGCCUUUGACUUGUUGUUUAUCUUGUUCUAUAUCUGUUAACACUAAGAAAUGAAUAAUACUAAAAUUUCGAGCUGAGUGUAUGUUGAUAUAAUUUAUUUUUUUUACUUUAAAGACUAAGCUGGAUAUUUGUACUGAUCCCAGACCUGUGCUGCUCCCACCAGACACAACAAGGAUGAAUUUGACGUGAAAAUGUUUUAAUACCCGUUUCGGGUGAAGUUAAAAAAACUGGCCUAAGCACUGACAUUAAUAACUGUAAUACUCUGAUACAGAAGUACAGUAUCGUAUUGUUUUGAAUGAAGAGAUGAAUAUAAACUCCAGCACUGUAUAACACUGGGAUCCACAGUUUCACACAAUUUUAUUUCUAAAAUCAUUAUUAUUGAUAUUAUCUACAAAUCAAUUGAAACGGUCCUGUGGUGUGAUUUCUUUUUUUUGUAAGCGAUGUCAGAUAUAAUUUUGUACCAAAUGAAAGACGUUUUCUACACUUUAAA